GUAGGUGGCCACCUUGCGGGCUGAACUUGUUGUUUUAGCGUGUAUUUGAGCGCGAAAGUUGCAGAGUGUUUCGUAGGGGAAGAGUCACAUCGUUUAGAGGUAUGGGCGAGUAGAAUUUGUCGGAAAAUUUCUCAUAAUAUGUUACUAUUCGUGAAAUAAAUUGAGGGCAAAUAUACCUAGAUCGAGAAAAUUACUUUUAAAUUUGUGAAAGCCGUUAACUAGCCUCCAGGGUAAAUAAUUGUGACCAAUUAUACCAAUACGCGGAAUAAAGUCAGUUCAAAGAAGUCGAAAAAUGGCCGAGAAAAGCGCUGAUAUUUUAGAGGAGGAUAAUUCUGUCACGAUGCUCGAUGUUCUUCAAGAGGAAAAUCAACUAGAGGAAGACGCCUACGCCGUGCUGGGUGCUUCCGAUGAUAAAAAUUGCACCUAUAACAAGGGCUACAUUCGGCAGGCACUUUACGCCUGCAAGACCUGUCGCGGUGACAGAAAUCCCGCCGGAGUGUGUCUGGCCUGUAGUUUUCAAUGCCACGAGGGGCACGAGCUGGUUGAGCUUUACACCAAGCGCCACUUUCGCUGUGAUUGUGGAAAUUCCAAAUUUGGUGACAAAAAGUGUAGCUUGGAACUGACCAAGCUCGACACUAACGAAGAAAAUCAAUACAACCAAAACUUUGAUGGCUUUUAUUGUACCUGUGCCAGACCUUAUCCAGACCCCGAGGAUACUAGCGGAGAUGAAAUGCUCCAGUGUGUUGUAUGCGAGGAUUGGUACCACUCCAAGCAUCUUGGAUGCGGAGAUAUUUCCCCUCCUGAUGAUUAUGACGAAUUGAUUUGUUCUGGGUGUAUGCAGAAACACACGUUCCUUUGGAAAUAUGCUUCGAAGUACUCAGUGAAUAGGGAUGCGAAGAAGGACUCAUCCAAUGGAAAGGACGAAACUGUAGAUGUCGAAAACAUUCCUGCAGGUUGUAAGAUACCGCUAGAACCGCAAUCAACGUCAACGGGUGCCUGUUUUUGGGCAGAAGGUUGGCGAUCAUCUUUGUGCACUUGCGACAGUUGCAAAAAGACGUAUGAAGAAAGCGGUAUCGAAUUCUUGCUCGAUCCGAUGGACAGUGUCCAGAUUUACGAAGAGGCUGGAAAAGCUAGCCAGACUGAAUCCCAGUAUGAAAGAGGAAUGAAGGCACUCGCCUCACUCGGUCAUGUUCAGCAAUUAACUGCCAUUGAAGAAUUCAACAACAUGAAGGAAAGACUCAAAGAAUACCUUCAAAAGUUUGCCGAGAACAAGAAGAUUGUACGCGAGGAGGAUAUCAAAGAAUUCUUUUCUGGGAUGGAAGCAAACAAACGUCAGAAGGUUGUUGUGCCAACAUUUUGUCGUUGAUUAGGAAAAAAUAAAAAAAAUAAGAUCAAUGACAGGAAAAUUAACAGAUAUGUGAAUUUAUAAAGAAAACGCAAUAUGCCCGCGUACUCGUAUUUUAUCCCAUAAUAUUAUUAGGGUCUUAAAAAUUAUUGUGUAUAAUCAUCUAUGUGUCGUAAAUAUAAUAUUAUAAUUUGCAAAAUCAGUAUUUCUAUAAUGUAUAUUAAUACUAUUGAAAAUUUACCUCAGGUUUUCCUCUCUCCAAAAUUAGCUUCAGUUAGAUUCGGUUUUUUUUUCUUUUGUAAAAGUUCUCGAGAAUGGUAUUUGUUAAACUAAAAUAGUGCCGAUAUACGAACCAGCUUAACACAUACCUAAUAAUUACAGCUCUGAAUCCCGCUGGAAUCGCAAAACAGACGACGAAUUAACAGGGGUCACU
Neodiprion virginianus is the source of this 1778-nucleotide messenger RNA. RefSeq names its product putative E3 ubiquitin-protein ligase UBR7. Gene Ontology annotation, cellular component: cytoplasm. Gene Ontology annotation, molecular function: ubiquitin protein ligase activity; zinc ion binding. The transcript has 7 exons. NCBI's taxonomy places the organism in Eukaryota, Metazoa, Arthropoda, Insecta, Hymenoptera, Diprionidae. The coding region runs from base 293 to 1366 and encodes 357 amino acids. The record is from RefSeq and is a predicted model, not a curated record.